This is a messenger RNA of Cutaneotrichosporon cavernicola, 3423 nucleotides long. RefSeq lists its product as uncharacterized. The coding region runs from base 1 to 3423 and encodes 1140 amino acids. The record is from RefSeq and is a predicted model, not a curated record. NCBI's taxonomy places the organism in Eukaryota, Fungi, Basidiomycota, Tremellomycetes, Trichosporonales, Trichosporonaceae. Gene Ontology annotation, molecular function: serine-type endopeptidase activity; ATP hydrolysis activity; ATP binding. Gene Ontology annotation, biological process: protein catabolic process; protein quality control for misfolded or incompletely synthesized proteins; chaperone-mediated protein complex assembly. Gene Ontology annotation, cellular component: mitochondrial matrix. The transcript is spliced from 3 exons.
AUGCUGCCGUUCCGGGCCGCAGCACGAACAGCUCCGCGGCGCGUACGAGCCGCAGCACCGGCCGCGCUCCGCGCCGCCACCACUGCGCAAAUGGCAGGUCCAUCGCGUCUCGCCUCCGACUACAUGCAGCACUCGCGCCCACCACUUUCGCGAGCUCUGCACGCCACGCGCGCAAGCUUCAAAGAUAAGCGAUGGGUGAACAGCGCACUCAAGGACGGCAAGGAAGCCAAUGAGGAGGACGGCAAGGAAGGCGAGGCGGCCAUCGAGGAGACUACCGAGGAGACGAAGGAGGCCGAAGAAGGCAAGGAGAACAAGGAGACAGAGGUGGUCAAGGAGGACAAGGACAAGGUCGAGGUCAAGGAAGGAGGGACAGCCGAGUCGUCCAAGGACGCGGAGAAGCGCGCCAAGUCGUCUGGGUCUAGCACUGGCUCGUCGCCGCUGUCGUCGUCCAAGGGCUCGGGAGGCGCAUCACCACCACCUCCUGGAGGCAAGGGCGGCGGCAAGGAGAUUGCCAAGCCCUCCAUCCCCGAGGUCUACCCUCAAGUGCUUGCGCUGCCCAUCACGCGCCGGCCAUUGUUCCCCGGCUUCUACAAGGCUGUAACCAUCACGUCGCCGGCUGUGAUCAAGGCGAUCCGCGACCUCAUUUCCCACGGACAGCCGUACAUUGGCGCGUUCCUGUUGAAGGACUCGGACUCGGACUCGGACGUCAUUACAAGCGUCGAUCAGGUGCACCCCGUCGGUGUGUUUGCGCAGAUCACAAGUGUGUUCUCGAGCGCCGACCAGAACCGCCAGCCGGACAACGAGGAUCCUGACAAGCCCGAGACGCUCACGGCUGUGCUAUACCCGCACCGACGGAUUCACAUCGACGAGCUUGUUACACCGUCUGCGGAGCCGCCCGCACCACCCGUCGUGCCCGAGGUCACGGAGCCUACGGAGGUCGACCACCCCGAAGCCGAGGUUGCGUCGUUUGAGAAGGACGUACCCAGCGUCGAGGAGACGCGCGAGGCUCUCCACCCCGAGGGCGAGGGCGUGGGCAAGGAGGCCGAGGUCAUUGAGCCGUCCGCGCCUCAGUCGCAGAUCGGCUUCCUCCACCCGCUGGUCCCCGAGAUCUCGCUCACCAACGUCACCAACCUCGAUCUGGAGCCGUACAAAAAGGACUCACAGGUCGUCCGCGCGAUCAUGGGCGAGAUCCUCGCCGUGUUCAAGGAGAUUGCACAGCUUCAGCCCAUCUUCCGCGAGCAGAUCGCCAGCUUCACCAUGUCCAACUCGGCCGCCAAUGUGUUUGACGAGCCGGACAAGCUCGCGGACUUUGCUGCGGCGGUGUCGACCGGUGACGUGCACGACCUGCAGUCGGUGCUCGAGUCGCUCAACGUCGAGGACCGGCUGCAGAAGGCGCUGUUGAUCCUCAAGAAGGAGCUAAUAAACGCGCAGCUGCAGAGUAAGAUCUCGCGUGACGUCGAGAGCAAGAUCCAGAAGCGUCAACGCGAGUACUACCUCAUGGAGCAGCUCAAGGGCAUCAAGAAGGAGCUCGGCAUGGAGAGCGACGGCAAGGACAAGCUCGUCGAGCGCUUCAAGGAGAAGGCGUCCAAACUCUCGAUGCCCGAGGGCGUAAAGAAGGUGUUUGACGAGGAGCUCAACAAGCUCGUGCACCUCGAGCCGGCGGCGAGCGAGUUCAACGUCACCCGCAACUACCUCGACUGGCUUACGCAGAUCCCGUGGGGCGUGCACUCGCCCGAAAACUUCAACAUUGCGAACGCGACAAAGGUGCUCGACGAAGACCACUACGGUCUCAAGGACGUCAAGGACCGCAUCCUCGAGUUCCUCGCUGUUGGCAAGCUCCGCGGCACUGUCGAGGGCAAGAUCAUCUGUCUCUCCGGCCCGCCCGGUGUCGGCAAGACGUCGAUUGGCAAGAGUAUUGCGCGCGCGCUUGGGCGCCAGUUCUUCCGCUUCUCGGUCGGUGGUCUCACCGACGUCGCCGAGAUCAAGGGCCACCGCAGGACGUACAUCGGUGCCAUGCCCGGCAAACCGAUCCAGGCGCUCAAGAAGGUGGCGGUCGAGAACCCGCUCAUCCUCAUUGAUGAGAUCGACAAGCUGGGCCGUGGGCACAAUGGAGACCCAGCGUCGGCACUGCUCGAGAUGCUGGACCCCGAGCAGAACUCGUCUUUCCUCGACCAUUACAUGGACGUGCCCGUCGACCUGUCGCGUGUGCUGUUCGUGUGCACGGCCAACGUGCUCGACACGAUCCCUGCGCCGCUGCUAGACCGCAUGGAGGUCAUCGAGGUCAACGGCUACGUGCAGGCCGAAAAGGUCAACAUUGCGGACAAGUACCUGAGCCCUCAGGCCAAGGAGGCGAACGGUCUCAAGGACGUAGACAUUGACGUCACGCCUGAGGCGAUCGAGACGCUCAUCCGGUGGUACUGCCGCGAGUCGGGUGUGCGUAACCUGAAGAAGCACAUCGACAAGAUCUACCGCAAGGCAGCGUUCAAGAUCGUCGAGGAUCUUGGCGAGGAGGCGCUUCCUGAGCCGACCGCGGUGGCGGCCGAGGCCGCCGUUCAGGAGCCCGAGGCUAAGGAUAGCAAGGCCGAGGCGCAGGAGGACUCGAAGCCAGCAGCGGCUGACGAGACCACCGAGCCUGCUGAGAAGAAGACGACCACGUCAGUGCGCCAGCCACUCAAGGUCCCAGAGGGGAUCCACAUCAGCGUCGGCGUCGACAACCUCAAGGACUACGUCGGGCCUCCCGUGUACCACAAGGAUCGGCUGUACAACAAGGCGCCACCAGCCGGCGUGAGCACGGGCCUAGGCUACCUCGGCAACGGGAGUGGUUCGGUCAUGCCGAUCGAGGUGACGAGCAUGCCUGGCAAGGGCGGGCUGCAGCUCACGGGCAAGCUGGGCGAGGUGAUUCGCGAGAGUGCUCAGAUUGCGCUGUCGUGGGUUAAGAGUAAUGCGUUCCUGCUGGGCAUUACGAAGAGCGAAGCGGAUUUGACGGUCAACGACAGGGAUAUCCACCUGCACAUGCCCGAGGGCGGCAUCGGCAAGGAGGGCCCGUCGGCUGGCACUGCAAUUCUCACGGCCUUCGUCUCGCUCCUCACCAAAACCCCUGUGGACCCCGACGUCGCCAUGACUGGCGAGAUCAGUCUGCACGGGCAGGUCCUCCCCGUCGGCGGGCUCAAGGAGAAGAUCCUUGCGGCCCACCGUGCGGGCAUCAAGAAGCUCGUGGUGCCCCUCGCGUGCAAAUCCGACAUUGACGAGAACGUGCCCGUGAGCGUCAAGGAGGGCAUUGAGUUUGUAUUCGUCGACGAUGUGCGGCAGGUGCUCGCAGAGGUGUUCCGCGGCUCGCCGGCGGCUGAGCGCUGGCUGGAGACGCUCCCGUCCGAGGCGCCAGUUAGAGCCGUCGAGGAGGUACAGAUUGCUGCAUCGGUGUAG